This is a messenger RNA of Plectropomus leopardus (leopard coralgrouper), 628 nucleotides long. NCBI's taxonomy places the organism in Eukaryota, Metazoa, Chordata, Actinopteri, Perciformes, Serranidae. The record is from RefSeq and is a predicted model, not a curated record.
CUGUCCUCUGCAGUGUUCAAACUUUUAAAAUUCUUCCCGUCUUUUCUGAACAGCUGUAAAUGAUCAUUAAUAGAGACGGUAAUCUGACUCUGUGUGUGUGUGUGUGUGUGUGUGUGUGUGUGUGUGUGUGUGUGUGUGUAUAUAUAGCUCGGAGGUUCCAGGUGUUGCAGAUGUUGUGCGCUCACCUGCAGGAGCUGCUGAAGGAUCACAACGGUCUGCGUCAGAGGCUGAUGAGGCCGCUGGCUCGCACCAACCUGCCCGUCCAGGCUCACCUGCACAGGUCCGUGGUGGACUUGGUGAAGAUGCUGCUGGACUUCAUGGAGACUCUGGAGGACAAGCUGAACUCUGUCUGCUGCAGUCCCGCUGCCAGAGACCACCUGUCUCAGCUGAACACGUCUGUGGCUCAGUUACUGUCUCACGUGGCGGACGUGGAGACUUUGUCCAAUCAGGUUCUCCAGAGGACGGACGUCCACAGCAGCGGGAAGAGUGCCGUCUCGUCAUGAUGUCGUCCUCCUGCUGGACGGACAGGACGUUGUCUUGUUGGACAAACACAGAAUUCCCCAGAUGGACGUUUAUUAAUUAUUAACAUUAUUAUUAUUGUGUCCGAUGUUCAAGAGCAGAUUUUUUU